This is a messenger RNA of Fulmarus glacialis (Northern fulmar), 516 nucleotides long. RefSeq names its product avidin-like. The record is from RefSeq and is a predicted model, not a curated record. NCBI's taxonomy places the organism in Eukaryota, Metazoa, Chordata, Aves, Procellariiformes, Procellariidae. Gene Ontology annotation, molecular function: biotin binding.
AUGGGGAGCAGUGCCUUUGCCCUGGUCCUCACCCUGGCCUUGGCGGGAUGCGUCACCUCUGCGGAGAGGAAGGGACGGGAAUGGUGUCAGCUUAGCGGGCUGUGGAGGAAUGAGCAGGACUCGCUGAUGGAGAUUUCGGCGGUGAGGGACGACGGGGACUUCCAGGGGAAAUACCUCACGUGGGUCACCCUCGCCGGUGGCUGCGCCCGCACCUCCCCCCUGAUGGGCACCCAGCAGCAGCCCGGCGAGGGGGGCUGGCCCACCUUUGCCUUCACCGUGCGCUGGGACAAGUUCUCCAACGCCACCACCGCCUUCGCGGGGCAGUGCUUCGUGGACACAGCUGGGAAGGAGACGCUGACCACCAUGUGGCUGCGGGGUGACGCUGGGUCCCUCGAGGAGGACUGGAAAGCUACAAGGGUGGGCAGAAACGUCUUCACGCGCAAACGCACCCCGAAAGGAAAGAUUCUACCGAGCUUGUCCCCAUCCUGUGAGGAUGUGCCGUUGCCCACCCCAUGA